Molecule: messenger RNA, 2379 nt
Organism: Lotus japonicus
Lineage: Eukaryota; Viridiplantae; Streptophyta; Magnoliopsida; Fabales; Fabaceae
Product: ARM REPEAT PROTEIN INTERACTING WITH ABF2-like
Exons: 19
Coding region: 81-2180 (699 amino acids)
Molecular function (GO): protein binding
Source: RefSeq, a predicted model, not a curated record
UCUCUCAACCCACACUCCUUCCCUCCGUCUUCCGAAUCCACACACACAACCCCAUACUCUACUACCUUUGUCCGAUCACCAUGGAUUGCGCCGCCGCAGUUCAAAACUUGAAGCGCAAACGAUACCUGAUCGGCGAUGAAGAUCGGAAUACACUGUUUGACGAUUCUAAACGAGAUCAAUCCAUCAAGAUUCGCCAUCAGGUUUAUCAUCUCAAUUCCGUCGUUUCGCCGUCUUUGAAACUCGCAGAUCUUGUAUCCGCAUUGACUGCCCUCCACGCUCUUUCUGAGUAUGCUAAAGACGAGGAGCUCGUGGAUAGUUUAGUGAAUUCUGGAGUUGUGCCUAUUAUUAUGAGGUUUCUUCUUGAUCUGAGAGAUGGAAAUGACAGCGGCGAAGUUGUCACGGUUACCCUCAAGUAUGAGUUGCAGAGAGGAUGUGUUUUGGUCCUCUCCCUUCUCGCAGUUAAACCAGAGUAUCAACAACUCAUUGUUGAUGCUGGAGUCUUGUCAUAUCUUGUUGAUUUCUUAAGGUUGCACAAGACUGGUCUCAUGUCUCAAGAACUUGUUGGUCUUCUUAAGAAAGCAGCAGAUGCAAUAACCAAUCUUGCUCAUGAAAACACCAACAUUAAGAACCAUCUCAGGAAUGAGGGUGGUAUUCCUCCUCUUGUUGAAUUGCUUGAAUUCAAUGAUUCAAAAGUACAAAGGGCGGCAGCAGGAGCCUUGAGAACUCUUGCAUUUAAAAACGAUGACAACAAAAAUCAGAUUAUUGGAUGCAAUGCAUUGCCCACUCUUGUACUAAUGCUUCAAUCAGAGGACCCUACAAUUCAUUUUGAGGCGGUUGGUGUAAUUGGAAAUCUGGUCCACUCUUCACCGAAUAUUAAGGAAGUUGUUCUUGAAGCUGGUGCUUUACAACCUGUGAUUUUGUUAUUGAGUUCCUCCUGUUCGGAGAGCCAAAGAGAAGCAGCUCUUUUAAUUGGUCAAUUUGCUGGAUCAGACGAGUCAGAUUCAAAGGCUCACAUUGCCCAAAGAGGGGCUAUAAGACCUUUGGUUGACUUGCUUAUGUCGCCAGAUGAAAACCUUAGAGAAAUGUCUACUUUUGCUCUUGGGAGGUUAGCACAGGACUCGCAUAAUCAAGCUGGUAUCGCUUAUAACGGAGGUAUAAAGCCUCUGCUCAAUCUUCUUGAAUCAAAGAAUGGGUACAUCCAACACCAUGCAGCAUAUGCUCUCUAUGGUCUUGCUGACAAUGAGGACAAUGUUGCAGAUAUUAUUAAGGCUGGUGGUUUUCAAAAACUUCUGGAUGGACAUUUUGAAGCUCAACCUACUAAAGAGUGUGUAGCCAAAACAAAAAAAAGAUUGGAGGAGAAGAUGCAUGGCCGAGUACUCAAACAUGUAUUAUAUCUUAUGCGCUUUGCAGACAAAGGUGUUCAAAGACAUGUAGCUAUUGCACUUGCUCAUUUAUGUUCCCCUGAUGAUCAUAAAACUAUUUUUGUUGACAAUAAUGGACUAGAAUUGCUGCUAGUUCUUCUUGAAUCUUCAAACCUAAAGCAAAAGCGUGAUGCUUCAGCAGCGCUUCACAAGUUGGCUUCCAAAGCCACAUCUGUCUCUCUUGCUGAUGCUGCUCCUCCAUCAUCACCAUCUCCCCAGGUGUACUUGGGUGAACAAUAUGUGAAUAAUCCACAACUUUCUGAUGUCACAUUCUUAGUUGAAGGUAAGAGGUUUUAUGCUCAUAAAGUUUGUUUACUGGCUUCCUCUGAUCCAUUCCGCGCGAUGUUUGAUGGGGGUUAUAGGGAAAGUGAAGCCAAAGAUAUAGAGAUUCCAAAUAUUAAAUGGAAUGUCUUUGAGUUGAUGAUGAGAUUUAUUUACACUGGAACAGUAGAGGUCAAAUUGGAUAUUGUUGAGGACCUCCUCAGAGCUGCAGAUCAAUAUCUUCUGGAUGGUCUUAAGUGUCUUUGUGAAAAAGCUAUUUCUCAGGUUAUUUCUGUGGAAAAUGUUACCAUAAUGUAUGGUAUGUCAGAGGUAUAUAAUGCUACAUCACUAAGAAAUUCUUGCAUUCUGUUUGUCCUGGAGCAAUUUGAUAAGCUUAGUGCCAAACCAUGGUCUUCUCGCUUUCUUAGUUGCAUUGCACCCGAGAUACGCGAUUUUUUCUCAGCUUUACUUACCAAGCCAUGUUCAACUGAUUCUUGAGGAUCUGUAGAUUUUUAAACAUUAAAUGAGGAAAGGUGAAAAUGUAUAAAGCUGUAAAUGCCUUUCCUUGAUAUAGAAAUGCAAAUCAUUUUUUGUUAAACAAGCUUCUAUAGUGGGGAAAGAGUCAUUCCAUUGUGACAUUUAUAAGACUAAAGAUUGUGAUAUUUUGAUAUCAAGACCGGAGUGUCAUUUUGUCCAA